Molecule: messenger RNA, 2039 nt
Organism: Anguilla anguilla (European eel)
Lineage: Eukaryota; Metazoa; Chordata; Actinopteri; Anguilliformes; Anguillidae
Product: tripartite motif-containing protein 16-like
Exons: 6
Coding region: 52-1758 (568 amino acids)
Molecular function (GO): zinc ion binding; protein binding
Source: RefSeq, a predicted model, not a curated record
CGCACAGUUUCAGAGAAACUAAACCCAGUCUCGGCCAGCGUGCGCAGCAACAUGGCCGAUGGUGGAGUUUUACUGGAUCAGGACCAGUUCAGCUGUCCAAUCUGCCUGGAUCUGCUGAAGGGUCCGGUGACUAUUCCCUGUGGACACAGUUACUGUAUGGGCUGUAUUAAGGGCUACUGGGAUCAGGAUGAUUAUGCUCGUGCCUACAGCUGUCCGCAGUGCAGACAGACCUUCAACCCAAGGCCUGUUCUAGGCAGAAACACCAUGCUGGCUGAAGUGGUGGAGAAACUGAAGAAGACUGGAUUCCGAGCUGCUCCUCCUGCUAACUGUUACACUUCAACUGGAGACGUGGCGUGUGAUGUCUGCACUGGGAGCAAGCACAACGCCAUCAGGUCCUGUCUGGUGUGUCUGGCCUCUUACUGCGAAACUCACCUCCAGCCUCACUAUGAAUCUCCUGCCUUUCAGAAGCACAAACUGGUCAAAGCCACUGGAAACCUGCAGGAGAAGAUCUGCUCUCAUCACAACAAAGUUCUGCAGGUUUACUGUCGUACCGAUCAUCAGUGCAUCUGUUCUCUGUGUCGGAUGGAUGAACACAGAGGCCAUGAUACAGUCUCGGCUGCAGCAGAAAGGACUGAGAAACAGAAACAGCUGGGAAAGACACAGAGUAAAUUCCAGCAGAGAAUCCAGGAGAGAGAGAAGGAGCUGCAGGACCUGAGACAGGCUGUGCAGUCACUCAAGUGCUCUGCACAGGCAGCAGUGGAGGACAGCGAGAUGGUCUUUACUGAGCUGAUCAGCUUCAUUGAAAGAAGGCGCUCUGAGGUGAAAGAUCUGAUCAGAGAUCAGGAGAAGGCUGAAGUAAGUCGGGCUGAAAGAUUCCUGGAACGACUGGAGCAGGAGAUUGCUGAGCUGAGGAGGAGAGAUGCUGAGCUGGAGCAGCUUUCACACACAGAGGAUCACAUCCGUUUUCUCCGGAGCUGUCAGUCUCUCUGCGUCCCUCCUGGACCUGCAGACUCACCCAGAACCUCUGUUAGUCCACACAUCUCUUUUGAGGCUGUGAGAAAAUCUGUCUCUGAACUGAAAGAGCGACUGGAGGAUGUUUUCAAGAUGGAGUUCGUCAAAGUUUCUGGAAGAGGUUGGUGGACAAACCCUGCUGCAGAAAGUGUGUUUAGCCACUGCAAACAACACACUGUGGGAGGAGUCCGUAUACUGGAGCUCAAUACCAGAGAGGACUUCUUACAAUAUUCGUGUCAGCUCACUCUGGACCCCAACACAGCGUACAAAUACCUCCGUCUGUCUGAGGGGAACAGAAAGGUGACCCGUGUGGCAGAGAUCCAGUCAUAUCCUGAUCAUCCAGACAGAUUUGAAUACUGGCCCCAAGUGCUGUGCAGAGAGGGUCUGACUGGAUGCUGUUACUGGGAGGCUGAGUGGAGUGGGGAGGAUGGGGUUUCUAUAGCAGUGUCAUAUAAAGAGAUCAUCAGGAAAGGGCGGGGUGAUGACUGUCACCUGGGAUAUAAUUACAAGUCCUGGAGAUUGUACUGCUCUCCCACCAGUUUCUCUUUCAGGUACAAUACUGAGACCAUUAAAAUCUCUGUCCCUCCUACCUUCCGAGUAGGAGUGUACCUGGAUCACGGGGCAGGAACUCUGUCCUUCUACAGCAUCUCUGACACAAUGACCCUCCUGCACAGAGUCCAGACCAUAUUCACUCAACCCCUCUAUCCUGGGUUUGGGUUUCAUGCUGGAUCCUCCAUAAAACUCUGAUCUGGGCUUAGUAAGAGAAAUAAGGAAAAACACUCAAGUGAGACAGAAAAUUAAUUAAAUGAAAUUAAUUAUUGUACUUCAAAUGAUUAAAUGAUUUCAGUUAAAAUAGAGCUCGGACCACGUUCAGUCAGCCUGUCUAUCCCGGGCUUUCCUAGCAUUUUUGUUCAUGCUCACAGAUGCAGUAUCAUUUAUGAUUAUAUUUUGCAGUGAAGAUUCAAUUCAAGGGCCAGGUGUUGUGCUGAGUCUAGUGUAGCUUCAGUGGGGUAACAGAAAAAAAAAAA